Molecule: messenger RNA, 2973 nt
Organism: Hydractinia symbiolongicarpus
Lineage: Eukaryota; Metazoa; Cnidaria; Hydrozoa; Anthoathecata; Hydractiniidae
Exons: 4
Coding region: 1888-2430 (180 amino acids)
Molecular function (GO): ubiquitin-protein transferase activity
Source: RefSeq, a predicted model, not a curated record
AGGAAGUUCUGAGGCUGCGUUUCUCUUUACUACACAAGAAAUUCCAGUCUGCUGUACCAAAUUCGUCAUCCAUGUUGUUUAUAAGUAUUGCAUCUCCUAUACAAUAGUCUCCUUUUAAUCCUUUUUGGACAAUCUUCACUUUGAACAACUCUCCCGGGAAUACUGUUUAUUUACUUCAUAUAAUAAGGUUUGCUUACUUCACCUUAUUCAGGCGGCUUAAAUUUUUUUUUUAAAGAAUCUGAAAAUAAAAUUUAUAAAACAAAAAUAAAAUAUUUAAGUUUGCAUAGUAUGCCGUAAAUUCUCGGCUACUCUUUUGCCUCGCAAUUAAGAAAAAGAAAUUUACAUGUAUGCUACCGCAGUUGGUGAUAUUUGAAAUGAAACAAUGGAAUACAGACUGUUGCAAUUUGCAGGAAAGCCUCUAUUGUGUCAAUUACUAUAGACAAAAGUUGAUCAGCUUUCUUAAUAACAAAUCAAUCUUUACAAAUUUAAGAAAAAUUAUGUUACCAAAUGAAAUUGAUAUUACCAAAUGAAAAUUAAAUUCGAGAUAAAAAAUUGCAUCUAAAAUAUAUUUUCGAAAACUAUGCAUGUCUAACGAAAACGAAGAAUUGAAAUAAUUUAAUUAUUAAAAAACAUAAUGUUAUAGUUUAGUUUAACGAACUUGGUGUAUAUAUUUUUGUUAGUUUUGUUGACAAUUUGGUUUGUACAGCAUGGUUUUUUUUAGAAUUUAGAAAAACAUAUUUUGAUUCAGACGUGUUUUUAUUUCAUCGAUUUCUAAGUUUUCACAUUGGUUCACCGAGCCGGAUUUAUAUUAUGUUAUAUUAUGCUUGAAAGUUAUUACAAAGAAUAUUAAAAGUUUUGAUUAUUGCUACGAAAAGAAGAUUAUUUAUUUAAUAAUACAUAUUACUAACACAUAUACAAAACAACCACGUGUUUGUUUUACUUUAAACAAAAAUUUAUCUGAAGAACAUUUGAUAUUUAUCACUAUGGAAAGGAAGAUAAAAAUUAGAAACAUUGCUGAAAAUAUGAUUAGAAAAAUAUUUAGUGGCACUGUGAAAGAAAUUUAUGAAAACUAUGAAGAACAUAAAUUUAAUAGGUUGUUAUCUUCGGAAAGAACAGUUACCACAAGGUUUCAAGCUUUGAAAAACUGAACCAGGAUAUAAUGUGUUGAUGAAAAUGAGCUUGAAAAUGAAACUGAUCAUGCAACAGAGUUUGAGUGAUAUUUUAAUGAGGAACUGACAACAUUGCAUGAAUUCAUUAAAUCAAAGAAAAAGAAAGAAGACAAUGUGAGCAUUCCUUCGACUUCUUUUUCUACAACCACAAAUGUAAAAUUAACUAAGACUUCGAUGAAAAGGUUUAGUGGAGACCCCACAGCUUGGAGAAACUUCAUUGACUCUUUUGAAUGCACGGUCGAUAAGAAUGACAAUAUUUCAAACGUUUAAAAAAUGAGUUAUCUCAUCAACUUUUUAACUGGGGAAGCCUCAAACUGUGUUAAAGGAUUAUCGUUAUGUAACGACAACUAUCAAAUAGCGUUAGAUUUAUUAAAAGAGCGAUAUGGGACGGAAGCCCAUCAGUGCCGUUAAUUUUGCUUCACAUAUGUCACCUUAAGUGGAGCAUAGAAAUAUUUUAAUUUUUUUUGUAUGCCUAACCUGGAAUAUAACACGGGCAAUGAAAUAAAAAUGUUUCUGUGACUCACUUAAUAAUACCUAACAAGAGCAGAAAAAACUUCUACGCAUGCUUUACUUAUGAAUUCAUAACAAGAGCAUCGGAAAAACGCAUUUUCGCUGCCCCACUUAGACUGCAGCAUUGCUACCAUUAUUGUUGUCAAGACCAUGUGAAGUUUUUCAUGACUGUUAAUUGAAGGAUUAACCGGAUUUGAUGUAAAUAAACAUGGCGACGGCGGUGCGGCUAGAUACAAAUGAAGAUCUUCAAGAUGUAACAGAGGUUGACUCGUUACGAAAAUUGCUAUGCACGGAUGAUGGGUUGGAUGUCCUGUCAAAAAUUGGCUAUCAUGGCGUUUCUCAGUGUUCUAACAUGGAAAGUAAAAAUGCAGUUUUAAGAGCAAUUUUAAUGAAGGACAAGAUGCCUAUGACGUCUGUUCUAGAUCAAAUCUGUGAACGACUCCGUGCAUAUGGCUUACUCGACGUUAUAAAAAAAACCCGGAAGUGUUCGAAGAUGUCUUUAGUAACAGCAGUUUCUUGUGACAGCCAAGGGGAUGCAUGUGCCGUUUUAAAGUUUGUUAGUGGCGUUGGUACUAUACCUCCUCUUGGUCUUUCUUCUAACCUUAUUAUUACAUUUAAGCACUGGUGUGUAAACUUGCCGAAAUUGUGUCAUUGCAAAUCUACAGUAUCGACGUGUAGCUUAAAUUUGACUUUACCUGUGCAUUACAACACGUUUGAAAGCAUGAAAACAGCCGUGGAAGAUUCUGUUUGAAUGUCACAAGGCUUUAGCAAAAUUUAAAAAAUGUAGAAAAUUAUUUGUUUACUUGUUAUGUUAAAUUUUGUUUGAAGUACAUAUCCGAGGGAAAUUAUUAUCUUAACUUUCUUGCAAUGAAGGGAGCUAAUGUUGCUUGUGUUUUCUGGAAAACAUUUUAGUUUAAAAUAUAAGCUGCUUUCUUAAUUUUUAUUUUGUGGAAAUACGCGAAAAGAAAAAGUCACUUUUUAUUUUCGGUUAUGGUCUUUUUAUUUUGUUGUUUACAUCGCUCGUUGUAUAUAUUAAACAAGAGUUGUGUUAUUAGAAAUUAGUUUUUACAUUUCCUUAGUUGGAUUCUUUUCAUAUGCCUUCGAUAAGAGCUAACAACGUAUCGUACAACGCUCUAGCUUCCUGAAAAUCUGCUGAAAAUGAUAAAUUUUCAUUUAGCAUCAACUGUAAAGCCAAUUUUUCAAAUUCUUCACUGCAUUGAAAAGUUUUUUUGGUGUUGUAUACUGGAUUAGCAGUGUAGCAUCUUUAUCAGAAACGGAAACUUUGUAAAUCCUA